Struthio camelus australis is the source of this 1699-nucleotide messenger RNA. The record is from RefSeq and is a predicted model, not a curated record. Lineage: Eukaryota; Metazoa; Chordata; Aves; Struthioniformes; Struthionidae.
AAGAUCAAAUACACAGAUCGAAUACACAGUUAUUAACACAUCUAAGGACUGAAGACAUUCAAGCCUGAAAAAUUCUCUGGCAAGUUUCUUUUUCCAAUUUUUUUUUUUAAAUUUCAUGGGUCAGUACACAGCCACCAACCUGACUUCUUGACCUGCUCGACAGAAUCUAUACAAAAACAGGUUAUUUAUCAGCAUCAAACUUCAAUGUACAGCAAAGAACUCUGAAAGUAAAAAGUUCUAGGAAGGAAAUACAGAAGAGCUCUGCAAAUAUUUUUUAUGCAAUGGCCUUGGAUAAAAUGGAAGAUCUGAGUCUGCAAGAGACAGUGACCAGAGCUGAGACAGAUGAAGUGGAAGGUGUUACCCUCACAAAAGCAAUAUGCAGCACGUGGGAUCAAGUUUGGAACUUCAGAGCCAGACCUGACGAUCUGCUCAUUGCAACCUAUGCAAAAGCAGGUACCACGUGGACACAAGAGAUAGUGGAUAUGAUCCAACACAACGCAGAUAUUCAGAAGUGCAGACGCACUAGUACUUACAAACGGCAUCCUUUCAUUGAGUGGUUUCUCCCGAAGUCUGCACCUCAGAGUUACUCAGGCCUGGAGUUAGCUGAAGCUAUGCCUUCUCCACGAACACUAAAAACUCAUCUCCCUGUGCAGCUGGUGCCCCCCUCCUUCUGGGAACAAAACUGUAAGAUAAUCUACAUGGCAAGAAAUGCCAAAGACAGCCUGGUGUCAUACUACCAUUUCCACAGAAUGAAUAACAUAAUGCCUGAUCCAGGAACCUGGGAGGAGUUUGUGGAGAAAUUCAUGGCCGGAAAAGUGCUCUGGGGAUCCUGGUAUGACCACGUAAAAGGAUGGUGGAAAGCAAAAGAUAAGAACCGUAUUCUCUACCUCUUCUAUGAAGAUAUGAAGGAGAAUCCAAAGCAUGAAAUUCAAAAGAUUAUGAAGUUUCUGGAAAAGGAUGUGGAAAAGGAGGUUCUAAGCCAGAUACUCCAUCACACCACGUUUGAGAAAAUGAAGGAAAAUCCCAUGGCAAACUACACUAAAGAUUUUGAGGGAAUAAUGGAUCACUCCGUUUCCCCAUUCAUGAGGAAAGGGGUCGUUGGAGACUGGAAGAAUUAUUUCACUGUGGCACAGAAUGAGAAAUUUGAUGAAGAUUAUAAGAAGAAAAUGUCUGACACCUCUCUUGUUUUUCGCACAGAACUCUGAGCAUGAGCAACGGGAAUUACUCUUUGUGAUCCAUCAGCCUUUCCUUUUUAUACAUUUUGCUUUUGCUUCUCAAAAUAUCCGUGUUCACAAGAUUCCAAUAGCUUUCUUUCACAUGCCACUGAUUUGUCAUUAUCAUACGAUUGCUGAAUUAAACAUUAACCUCCAAAUUAUGUGGAGGUUUAGAUUGGUCUCCCCGAAGAAAAUAAUCCCCUCUUUGGAUACCUCUCAAUCAUCUCUCCUAUGGUAACUUUCAGCAUUAACAAAAAUAUUUCAGAAGUGCCUUGAGUUUUUGUCAUUGUAAAACUGCAAUUUGCAUUGUUGGCAUUUUCAAAUCGACCUCUAACAGAAACUAAGGAUCAAUAGGAAAAAAAAAGUUGUUUAAGGAAUGAAAAACAUGUUGUCAACAUUUUAUGUUAUUUCCAUGCUGUAUAAGCAUUAAUCAAUAAACACUAAACAAUUUUUAAAGAUGGUAAACUAUAAACAAAGCAACAGAA